Molecule: messenger RNA, 1758 nt
Organism: Debaryomyces hansenii CBS767
Lineage: Eukaryota; Fungi; Ascomycota; Pichiomycetes; Serinales; Debaryomycetaceae
Gene: GAP5
Product: Gap5p
Exons: 1
Coding region: 1-1758 (585 amino acids)
Biological process (GO): amino acid transmembrane transport
Cellular component (GO): membrane
Molecular function (GO): amino acid transmembrane transporter activity
Source: RefSeq, a predicted model, not a curated record
AUGGAACCUAAAGAAGUUGAAUCUACAAACAGCGAGAGCAUCCCUCUCUCUAAUGGGGUAUCAAGUCGAUCAUCAACUUUUGAUGAUAAAAAAGAGCACACGAAAUGGCAAUCUUUUAAAGACUCAUUUAAGAGAUACGAAGGAUACGAAGAAGAAGAAGAAGUUGACUUAGAAAAGUUGGAUGACAUUCAGAAAGGUAACAUAAGGACCGCAAAAUCUCCAUUAAAAAGAAAAUUGAAAUCGAGACAUUUGCAAAUGAUUGCUAUUGGGUCUUCGAUUGGAACAGGACUUUUCAUUGGGUCAGGAUCCGCUUUAAACACAGGUGGUCCUUUGGGUAUUUUGAUUGCUUGGGCUUUGACAGGUUCAGCUAUUUUCUGUACGAUUCAGGCGAUGGGCGAGUUAGCGGUAACUUUCCCAAUUUCUGGUUCGUUUAACGUUUAUGCGAGUAGAUUCAUUGAUCCAUCUGUUGGUUUUGCAGUUGCAUGGAACUAUUUUUUUCAAUUCUUGGUUUUAUUACCUUUAGAAUUAGUCGCUGGUUCUAUUACAAUGACAUACUGGAUCACAUCGGUCAAUCCUGAUGUCUGGGUACUUAUUUUUUACCUCGUUGUUAUAUCUAUAAAUUUCUUUGGCGUAAAAGCUUACGGUGAGGCAGAAUUUGUAUUUUCAUCAAUUAAAGUUCUUGCAGUUGUUGGAUUCAUAAUAGUUUCUAUUGUUAUUGCUGCAGGAGGAGCUCCAAAUGGACAUUACGUAGGAGACAGAUAUUGGCAUGAUCCAGGUUUGUUUGCGAAUGGAUUUAAGGGUGUUAGUUCAGUAUUUGUCACAUCUGCAUUCUCUUUUGGAGGUACUGAGUUAGUUGGUUUGACAGCAGCUGAGACUGAUAACCCAAGGGUGACAUUACCAAGGGCAACAAAACAAGUGUUCUGGAGAAUAUUGAUGUUUUAUAUGAUAUCUUUAACUUUGAUUUGUUUCUUAGUGCCUUAUAAUUCUGACAGCUUGUUGGGUGCCAGUUCGGUCGAUGUCACCGCAUCUCCAUUUGUCAUUGCCAUCAACAACGGGGGUAUCGGUGGCUUACCAUCUGUUAUGAAUGCCGUUAUUUUGAUUUCCGUUAUUUCGGUAGGAUCUUCCUCGGUAUAUGCAACAUCAAGGACAUUGACGGCUUUAGCUGAACAAGGAUUGGCACCAAAAAUCUGUGGAUAUAUUGACAGAGCAGGUAGACCACUAGUUGCGAUCAUAAUUACAAACAUUUUCGGUUUAUUGAGUUUUAUCGCAGCAAGUGGUAAACAAGAAGAAGUAUUUAACUGGUUACUACUGAUUAGUGGUUUAAGUUCCAUCUUCACUUGGUGGUCUAUUUGUGUAGCCCACAUAAGAUUUAGAAGGGCCUUAUAUGUCAAAGGAAGAUCAAGCGACGAGUUGAGCUUCAAAUCCCAAACUGGUGUAAUUGGGUCGAUUUAUGGGGCCACCUUAAACACUUUAGUAUUAAUUGCAGAAUUUUGGGUUUCUUUAUUUCCGUUAGGAGAAUCACCCAGCGCUGAAGGAUUUUUCCAAAACUAUUUGGGGUUUGUUGUUUUACUUGUAUUCUACGUAGGCCAUAAAAUAUGGAAGAAUAAUUGGAUUCUUUGCAUUAGAGCCAAGAACAUUGAUGUUGACGUUGGACGUAGAGAAACAGACUUAGAAGCAUUGAAACAAGAGUUAGAGGAGGAAAGAGCAAUACUACGUACCAAGCCAUUGUAUUAUAGAGUUUACCGUUUCUGGUGUUAG